UNUCAACCAUUUUCUUCCUUUUCUGGUCUUCACUGAGAAGACAUCGACACGUGUUGUCAGAGAUUCAAGUCUUGAACCAUCAAAAUGACCACAGCCGCGUAUCGGCCUUUGGUUAGUGUCUACACCGAUAAGAGCGAGAGUUCUGGUGUUUCGGUGAAACUUCCGGCGGUCUUCAGAGCACCCAUUCGUACGGAUGUCGUGAACUUCGUGCACACAAACGUCCGCAAGAAUAAGAGACAUCCAUAUGCUGUCUCUCGGGAGGCCGGCCAUCAGACGAGUGCCGAGUCCUGGGGAACGGGUCGAGCCGUGGCUCGUAUUCCUCGAGUCCGAGGCGGCGGUACUCACCGUUCAGGUCAGGGAGCCUUCGGUAAUAUGUGUCGCGGCGGACGUAUGUUCGCACCGACGCGCACGUGGAGACGUUGGCACCGAAGGGUGAACCGCAAUCAGCGCCGGUAUGCUAUUGUCUCGGCUAUUGCUGCGUCGGGCAUCCCAUCAGUGGUUAUGAGCAAAGGUCAUCUGAUCGAAGAAGUGCCGGAAUUCCCGUUAGUGGUGUCCGAUAAGAUCCAGGAGUACAAUAAGACCAAACAAGCCGUUCAGUUCUUGAGGAGUAUUAAGGCCUGGAAUGACAUCGAAAAGGUCUAUAAGUCGAAGCGAUUGAGAGCCGGAAAGGGAAAGAUGAGAGACAGACGUCGCGUCCAAAGACUCGGACCCGUCAUUGUCUACGGCAACGACUCGGGACUCACGAAGGCUUUCCGUAAUAUUCCAGGAAUCGAGACCAUUAACGUGGAAAAGCUGAAUUUGUUGCGUUUGGCUCCGGGAGGACAUGUCGGGCGGUUUGUCAUCUGGACUGAGAGUGCGUUCAGAAAAUUGGAUGAGUUGUACGGCACCUGGAAGACUGAGUCCAAACUCAAGAGACACUACAAUCUCCCGCAGCCGAAGAUGUCUAACACAGACCUCUCGAGGAUUCUCAAGAGCGACGAAAUCCAGAAGGCUUUGAGACCGAGAAAGACAACAAUCCUCCGAAGUGUGGUUAAGAGGAAUCCGCUGAAGAACCCGUUGGUUAUGCGUAGACUGAAUCCUUACGCAGCGGUUCUCAAGAAGUAUUCGCGAACCGAUAACGAGCGCCGAAGAGCCGCCCGACAGGUGCUGCUGAAGAAGCGUAAGGGAGAGAAAGUGGAUGAGAAGGAGCUGAAGAAGGCUGGUCUGGCGCUGGGCAUCAAAAUUAGGAAAUAUAAGGCCUAUAAGGUAGAGAUCGCUAAGAAAAAGGCUACCCUUAAGAGCAUCCGCGACACUGUGGCCGCAAACCGAGCAAAAAAGGCCCAAAAGACGAAAAAGUAA
Oppiella nova is the source of this 1338-nucleotide messenger RNA. Lineage: Eukaryota; Metazoa; Arthropoda; Arachnida; Sarcoptiformes; Oppiidae. The record is from the annotation of a GenBank genome assembly.